Euleptes europaea (tarantolino) is the source of this 2352-nucleotide messenger RNA. RefSeq names its product ATP binding cassette subfamily B member 9 (gene ABCB9). Bases 1 to 2352 code for a protein of 783 amino acids. Gene Ontology annotation, biological process: transmembrane transport; peptide transport. Lineage: Eukaryota; Metazoa; Chordata; Lepidosauria; Squamata; Sphaerodactylidae. The transcript is spliced from 11 exons. Gene Ontology annotation, cellular component: lysosomal membrane. The record is from RefSeq and is a predicted model, not a curated record. Gene Ontology annotation, molecular function: ABC-type oligopeptide transporter activity; ATP hydrolysis activity; ATP binding.
AUGCGCGCCUGGAAAGCGGUGGCCGGCACGCUGGCCUUCGUCGGCAUGGACGUGACAGUGACCACGUUGCUGUAUGAGCACAGCCGCAGCGCCGGCAGCAUCCUCCAGGACAUGAAGCACUUUAACAUCUUCGACUCCAUGCUGGACGUCUGGGGGGCCUGCCUGUACCGGAGCUGCCUGCUCUUGGGGGCUGCCAUCGGGGUAGCCAAAAACACCAACUACGGGCCCAAGCGACUGAAAGUGUCCCGGACUUUCAUCACGCUGGUCUGCCUCACGGUGGGGAUCUAUGCCCUGGCCAAGCUGCUGCUCUACGCGGAGGUGAGGAAGACCAUCAAGAACCCGUGGUUCUGGAGUCUGUUCGCGUGGACGUACCUGUCUCUGGCGGCCACGUUCUUCCUGUGGCAGCUGCUCUCUUCCGUGAAACCUACCAGGGAGACUUUGGGAGUAAAUUCGGAGUCUCGGACUGAAGCAGAGGAAGCAGGGGACCCCACGCCUCUCGGGGCCCAGCCAAAGAAAGAGGAGACCUCGGCAGCCACGAUUUGUAAACUUUUAUCUUAUACCAAGCCCGACAUUCACUUCCUUGUGGUGGCCUUUUUUUUCCUGCUGGUUGCUGCUUUAGGAGAAACAUUCCUGCCAUACUACACAGGCCAGGCCAUUGACGGAAUAGUCAUCCAGAAGAGCAUGGACAAGUUUACCACCGCUGUGGUGAUCAUGGCUGUUCUAGCCCUAGGAAGUUCAUUUGCCGCAGGUAUCCGAGGUGGCGUCUUUACGCUUGUCUUCGCUCGGCUGAACAUCCGGCUGCGCAACAGCCUCUUCCGGUCGUUGGUCUCGCAGGAAAUGAGUUUCUUCGAUGAGAACCUGACAGGUGACAUUAUUUCCCGGCUGACCUCAGACACCACCAUCGUGAGCGACCUUGUCUCGCAGAACAUCAACAUCUUCUUGCGCAACAUGGUGAAGGCCACGGGUGUCAUUGUCUUCAUGUUCAGCCUGUCCUGGCAGCUCUCCCUGGUGACCUUCAUGGGCUUCCCUAUCAUCAUGCUGAUGUCUGAUCUUUAUGGGAAAUACUACAAGAAACUUUCCAAAGAAGUUCAGAACGCUCUAGCAAAGGCCAACAACACUGCCGAGGAAACCAUCUCCGCCAUGAAGACCGUCCGCAGUUUUGCCAACGAGGAGGUGGAGGCCACCGUCUAUCGGGACAAACUGCAGCAAGUCUAUAAACUCAACAAAAAAGAGGCCCUGGCAUACACCUACUAUGUCUGGUCCAGUGGGCUGACUCUCCUUGUCGUCCAAGUCAGCAUCCUGUACUACGGUGGACACCUGGUGAUCUCUGACCGGAUGACCAGCGGGAACUUGAUAUCCUUCAUUAUUUACGAGUUUGUCUUGGGAGACUGCAUGGAGUCUAUAGGCUCCGUCUACAGUGGUCUGAUGCAGGGAGUUGGCGCUGCGGAGAAAGUGUUUGAAUUCAUAGAGCGGGAGCCAACCAUGCUCAACGAAGGGACCCUGGCUCCCAGCCAACUGGAAGGCAGAGUGGAGUUCAAGAACGUUACCUUCACUUACCGCACCCGACCGGCAACCCAGGUCCUGCAGAAUGUCUCUUUCACCCUGUAUCCUGGGAAAGUGACCGCACUUGUGGGCCCUUCUGGCAGCGGGAAGAGUUCCUGCGUCAACAUUCUGGAGAACUUCUACCCUCUUCAAGACGGGCAAGUCUUGCUGGACGGGCAGCCCAUCCACAUGUACGAGCACAAGUACCUGCACUCAGCGAUCUCGUUGGUGAGCCAGGAGCCAGUGCUGUUUGCCCGGUCCAUUGCAGAAAACAUCUCCUAUGGCUUGGCAUCUGUCCCUUACGAGUCGGUUGUUCAGGCUGCCCAGAAGGCCAAUGCCCACGUAUUUAUUGUGGAAUUGCAAGAUGGCUACCAUACAGAAGCUGGUGAAAAAGGAGCCCAGCUUUCCGGUGGCCAGAAGCAGAGAGUUGCUAUUGCAAGAGCGUUGAUCAGAAACCCACCGAUCCUGAUCCUGGACGAAGCCACGAGUGCCCUGGAUGCAGAGAGUGAGCACGCGAUUCAGCAGGCUAUUUAUGGAGAUGUCCAGAACCACACAGUACUGGUCAUAGCCCACAGACUGAGCACUGUGGAGAAGGCACACAGUAUCAUUGUUCUCGACAAGGGCCGUGUGGUACAGCAAGGGACCCACAAGCAGCUGAUGGAAGAAGGGGGCCUUUAUUACAAGCUGGUGCAGAGACAGAUCCUGGGCCACGAAACUGGGACAGGGGACAGCUCUCAGCCGGACGGCGGCUUGGCUGACAUCCGGAGAGAUUCUCCAAAGGCUGGACUGGCGGAGGAGUUCCGGAUAUAA